AUGGCGAUGUUGUCAAAAUUAAGAACUCAAUUUCCUCUCAACAAAACUUUAUAUCUUUCCUAGAUUUAAUUCGGUGGGUACAGAGCCAGAGCCUAAAAUCAUAAGCCAAAGGGACCUGAACCUGUUUAAAAAUAAUCUUCUACCUAUGUCACUGGAUAGUAUAAGAUUCCAAAGAAAGGAUCUCAAGAAUAUCAAGCUAUGUUGACUCAAGCAAAGGAAGCCAAAAAAGAAGUCAAAGCUUAAAAGAUAAUUGAGAAUCUCACCCCAAGAUUUGCUUCAGCGUUGAUUUUCAGUUCAACACUACCAUAAACUUUCUUGACUUAUCAAAUUAUAUGGGCAGAUCCUUGUUCAGAUGCAUUCUUUUAAGCUUUUCAAUUUGCUGGUUCUGCAGCUUGUGGAUUGGGAUAUAUAGAUUAUAGAACAAUCGUGAAAUAAGACCCAGAACUGUAGUAUGGGAUGAGGAAGAAAAGAUUAGCUUUUACAAAGUUUGCAUUUAUGCUCUCAGUUAUUGGCUUGAUGCUAAUUGAUACUCCAACACCAAACUGUGUCUUCCCUUUGAUUUUGGGAUCUAUUUGGAAUGCCAUGAAAUUAGGAACACAAAUAUCAUAUAACCUUACUCCCGAAAAGUUCUUCUUUGCAAGGACCUUCCUAUCAUUCUAUAAUUUAGCAUUUUUAAUUGCAGUCUGGUAUAAAUUGAGACAAGGUAGAAAGGAAAAACUAGAUAUAGAAUACUCAUUCUUCAAUAAAGUAGAGGGUGUUAUGAUAAGAAUGGGUGGUAGUUUCUAGGAAUAACUCUAUCCAAUGGACAAUAUUUAAUUACAGCCAUGA
Molecule: messenger RNA, 828 nt
Organism: Stylonychia lemnae
Lineage: Eukaryota; Ciliophora; Spirotrichea; Sporadotrichida; Oxytrichidae
Source: the annotation of a GenBank genome assembly